AUGCUAAAAAUUGAGGAAUAUGUUUGCAACUUAAAAGAAUCAAAUACACUAUUCAAUGAUGCUCUAAGGAUUGAUACUCAUCAGUCAUUAGAGGCUUACGAUAAUACAUAAUUUUAGAACCCAAUCUAUAAUAUUGUACCACUUGAAUAUUUUUAAAGCGUAACCGAAAAUAAAUACUCAAACAUCUUUAGUUCUUGUGUUUAAUCUCUAAAAAACGAAGAACUUUAAUCAACAAUAAAAUAAAUAUCAAAAAAAAGAACUUUUUCAUUCGCUGAAUCUUAAUAGUUGAAUAAGGAUGCCGCAUGUAAUAUUUCAGCCGAUUUUGGUUAAAAAACUUAGUAGCCAGCAUAAAUGGAUCUGAAAUCUUAAUCUAAAUUUAGUUAUGCAAGCAAUUUAUAGAAUAUUGAGACUCCUAAUAAAGACAAGUGGUAGCUAUAAGAUUCUAUGUUGGUUCUAAAUAACAGCAUACCUUAAUCCAAAUUUAGUUCUCCUGAGAAGAAGAAUGAGAAAGUUCAAAAAUUUAAGACUAAAAAUUCGAGUUUUAAUGUAGAAAAAAAUGAAUUAACUUAAACCACUCAAGUUUCCAAAAUUAUUUGUAAAAGCAAUUGCAAGGAAUUUGAAUCAAUCUUUAAGGAAUGCUAACAUAAUUUUGAAAAGAACAAGGCAAGGAAAUCAGAUGAAUACAUAGCUUGUAACAUAUAAUGA
This is a messenger RNA of Paramecium tetraurelia, 705 nucleotides long. RefSeq lists its product as uncharacterized. Lineage: Eukaryota; Ciliophora; Oligohymenophorea; Peniculida; Parameciidae. The record is from RefSeq and is a predicted model, not a curated record. The transcript has 2 exons.